AUGGAAUCCAUAGAUCGCGAGAAUCCCCCCAAGCCAUGCGACUACUUCGAUCUGAUAGGAGGCAGCGGGUCGGGUGGAUUAAUAGCGAUCAUGCUCGGGCGUCUGGAAAUGGAUAUCGACCAGUGCAUCCACGCCUACAAGCUACUAUCGCAGAACGUGUUCUCCCAGAAGAGACUCCUGCCAAUCGGUAGCAAUCUGCGCAGUCGCGCCAAAUACGAUGUCAAGAAGGUGGAGAUGGCGUUGCGGAAGAUCCUGCGGGAACUGAGUUACGAGAAGGAUGCUCUGCUGAGGGAAGAGGCUGGGUGCAAGGUAUUUGUCUGCGCCACCGACGAUACUAAUCGGAGACUGGUCCACUUGACAAGCUACCCGAGCAAAUACUGCUCGAAUGAGCUUUUCAAGUCCGCAAAGGUCUAUGAAGCCGGUGCGGCUUCUUUUGCUCACUCGCCGCUUUUCGACUCCGUUAAGAUCGGGCCCAGCGGGCGGCGGUUUCACGAUAGCAGUUUGGAAGCUAACAACCCGAUGAGAGAAGUGUGGAUCGAAGCGAGGGGCGUGUGGCCAGCGGGGGCCUUGGAGAACCAUUUAAAAUGCAUGGUGUCGAUCGGAACUGGGGAACCGUCGAUCAAGCGGUCUCGCCGACGACUGUUUGGCUUGGUCAAAGCGGCCGAUGUCGAUAUCGUGGACCCGGAAAUCGAUACGAAUCGGUUCAUUCAGGAACAUACCGAGCUGGAUGACGAGAAUCGGCUGUUCCGGUUCGAUGUUCCUAAUGGGCUGGGGGAGAUUGACCUGGAUAGUAUAGAAGAGAUGGAGACUAUCGUCGACGCGACUCACGAUUAUCUUGAGAAGGAGCUUGUAUAUAAGCAGAUACGGCGGUGUGGGAGGGCACUUAGUUGA
This is a messenger RNA of Aspergillus bombycis, 891 nucleotides long. RefSeq lists its product as uncharacterized. The transcript is spliced from 3 exons. Gene Ontology annotation, cellular component: membrane. Lineage: Eukaryota; Fungi; Ascomycota; Eurotiomycetes; Eurotiales; Aspergillaceae. The record is from RefSeq and is a predicted model, not a curated record. Bases 1 to 891 code for a protein of 296 amino acids. Gene Ontology annotation, biological process: arachidonate metabolic process.